Molecule: messenger RNA, 4468 nt
Organism: Etheostoma spectabile (orangethroat darter)
Lineage: Eukaryota; Metazoa; Chordata; Actinopteri; Perciformes; Percidae
Gene: atp7b
Product: ATPase copper transporting beta
Exons: 21
Coding region: 188-4210 (1340 amino acids)
Biological process (GO): monoatomic cation transport; copper ion homeostasis
Cellular component (GO): membrane
Molecular function (GO): ATP binding; P-type divalent copper transporter activity; copper ion binding
Source: RefSeq, a predicted model, not a curated record
GCCCGCCCUGCAUGAACGUCCUCAGACCAAAAACCUCCAACUCCAAAGCUGAGCACCAGAGAAAUGACGUUGAGCCGGAGUGCGCUCUUAUCUCCAGGAACAGGACGGAGCGCGUACCCACUGCGGACUUUUGCCCUCCGACUUUGAUAGGUGGAGAUUGGCCAAACGACAGUAGAGCAGCUCGAACAUGUUUUCUCCAAAGUCGCCUAAAAAUGUGUCCAAGUAUGUCUCCAAGUCGGCGCGCGGCGCAGGGGAGCAGCUGUGUAUGGUUGAAUGUAAGCCGGACUGCACCUGUAGCGUCCACCCGGCCGCCUGCUGCUGCUGCAGGGGACAAGGUGCGCCCGAGUUGAAGGAGAAAGGCCCUGACAUCGAGAAACAAGGCCUUGACAACUUGGCCUACGAGUACGAGAGUCAGAGUGAGCGCUACCCUCCACCCAAAGCUGCCUCCACAGCAACUUUGAAACUCCUGGGACUCGGCCCCGGGCACCAGGCCCAAGCCAUCGAGAGCAGAAUCUGCCGCCUGAAUGGCGUCCUUGCCGCCAGCUUGUCUUUAACCAGCAGCUUGGCCAAAGUGGACUACGACGCCUCAGUUAUCACAACCAGAGAGAUUGCUCUGGAGCUCCAGACCGCAGGAUUCAAUGUGGAGUCAGUGGUGCAGAUCAGGGUGGAUGGGAUGCACUGCCAGUCUUGUGUGCAGUCCAUCGAGGGACAGAUUGGUCCUCUACCUGGUGUUUCACAUAUUCAGGUGUCCCUUCAAAACGCCGCGGCACUGAUUGUGUAUCAACCUCUUCUAGUCACACAACAGGAGCUGAGAGAAAAGAUCGGGGACAUGGGUUUUGGUGCCACUUUAUCUGCCGAUGAUCCCGCUGGAUAUGAAAUGAGCUGCUGGCAGAGGGACUUAUUGAACUCAACUGUAAACAUUUGGAUUGUAGGGAUGACUUGCAACUCCUGCGUGCAGUCAAUAGAAGGGAGGAUCUGUCAGAUGACAGGAGUGGUGUCCAUAACGGUGUCACUGAAGGAGGAAAAGGGAACGAUAACCUUUGACCCCAGUCUGACAGAGCCGGAGCAGCUCAGGGCAGCUGUCGAAGACAUGGGCUUCGACGCAUCACUUGAAGAACCUGCGUUGGCGAACAACAUCCAGGGCCCUGAAAAGUCCCGGCCUGUUACCUCUGGACUCUCCGACCUUUCUGACUUGCAAUUGGCCAAUAAGCUGGAAGUCAGCAAUGGGACUGGAGCGUAUGCAACAUCUGGAAGGGAGAUGAAAGUUCAAAAAUGCUUUAUUUGUGUAGUGGGAAUGACCUGUGCGUCCUGCGUGGCCAACAUUGAGAGGAACCUGCACAAACACAAGGGGAUCGUCAUGGUGUUGGUGUCCCUCAUGGCUGGAAAGGCGGAGGUGAAAUAUGAUUCAGAACUCUUGAGCGGCGCCGCUGUAACUCAGCUCAUAGAGGACUUGGGCUUCAGCGCCAGGCUGAUAGAGGACAACGCAGUAACACAUGGGAAACUGGACCUCACGAUAACAGGCAUGACAUGUGCAUCAUGUGUGCACAAUAUUGAGUCCAAGCUCAGCUCAACCAAAGGGAUACUCGGGGCCUCCGUCGCCCUGGCAACCAAAAAAGCCCAGAUCAUGUUUGACCCAGAAGUGCUCGGAGCUCGAGAUAUUAUCAAGAUCAUUCAGAGUCUGGGUUUCGAGGCCAGUCUGGUGACGGCGGGCUUCAAAAACAACCUCGAUCACACGGAAGAAAUUCAACAGUGGAAGAACUCCUUUCUGUUCAGCCUUGUUUUCGGCUUGCCCGCCAUGGGCCUCAUGAUCUACAUGAUGGUGAUGGACAGGCAGCACCAGGAACACGGAGGCUCCAUGCCCGAGGAGCAGAACCUGCUGCCUGGCCUCUCCCUCCUCAACCUGGCCUUCUUCCUGCUCUGUACACCUGUGCAGAUCUUUGGAGGCCGCUACUUCUACAUCCAGGCCUACCGCUCGUUGAAACACCGCACGGCCAACAUGGACGUGCUGAUAGUGUUAGCCACCUCCAUUGCCUACAUCUACUCCUGCGUGGUGCUCGUUGUAGCCAUGGCGGAGCGAGCCAGCCAGAGCCCCAUCACCUUUUUUGACACCCCACCCAUGCUGUUUCUGUUCAUCGCGCUGGGACGAUGGCUGGAACACGUUGCAAAGAGUAAAACCUCAGAGGCUUUGGCCAAAUUAAUGUCACUUCAAGCCACCGAUGCCACUGUGGUCACUGUAGGACGUGACCACUCCAUCAUCAGUGAGGAGCAGGUGGUGGUGGAGCUGGUGCAGCGGGGCGACAUCGUGAAAGUGGCCCCGGGAGGAAGGUUCCCCGUUGAUGGGCGAGUGAUUGAGGGCAGCUCCAUGGCAGACGAGUCCUUGAUCACAGGUGAGCCGAUGCCUGUCAGUAAGAAGGUGGGCAGCUUGGUGAUAGCCGGCUCCAUCAACGCCCACGGGGCUCUGCUGGUGGAGGCCACGCACGUCGGAGCAGACACAACGCUGUCUCAGAUUGUUAAACUGGUUGAAGAAGCCCAAACCUCCAAGGCUCCCAUCCAGCAGUUUGCAGACAGGCUCAGCGGCUACUUUGUGCCCUUCAUCGUUAUCGUGUCUCUGCUGACGCUGGUGGCCUGGCUGGCAAUCGGGUUUGUCGACUUUGAUAUUGUGAGGGAGAACUUCCCGGGUUACAACCAGAACAUCUCCAAGGCGGAAGUUAUAGUUCGCUUUGCCUUCCAGGCGUCCAUCACCGUUCUGUCCAUCGCCUGCCCCUGCUCUCUGGGGCUGGCAACCCCGACAGCUGUCAUGGUGGGCACAGGGGUCGGAGCCCAGAACGGGAUCCUCAUCAAAGGAGGCGAGCCGCUGGAGAUGGCUCACAAGAUCAAUGUGGUGAUGUUUGAUAAGACCGGUACGAUUACAAACGGCGUACCACGGGUGACUCGUGUGUUGGUGCUGUGGGAAAUCGCCCGUAUGCCCCUGAGGAAGAUCCUGGCGCUGGUGGGCACAGCGGAGGCCAGCAGCGAGCACCCGCUGGGCAUGGCGGUCACCAAACACUGCAAAGAGGAGCUGGGCUGUGACUUGCUGGGCUACUGCCGGGACUUUCAAGCGGUGCCCGGGUGUGGGAUCAGCUGCCGGGUUUCCAACGUGGAACAUCUGCUGCAGCAGCAGAGCCCAGAGCGCUUCCUGCUGCCGGGGGCAACCACCGACGAAAGCAGCCUGCUCUCUGGUGCCGAGACCACGCCUGCAGUAGAGCCUGUGUCCUACUCUGUCCUGAUUGGGAACAGAGAGUGGAUGAGGAGGAACGGACACCACAUCGGAGCUGACGUUGAUGCCGCCAUGUCCAGCCACGAGACCAAAGGACAGACUGCUAUCCUGGUGGCUAUAGACGGUGUGCUGUGCGCCAUGUUAGCCAUCGCAGACACGGUGAAGCCAGAGUCAGCGUUAGCAGUGUUUACGCUCAAAAGCAUGGGCAUCGAGGUGGUCAUGAUAACAGGAGAUAACAGGCGCACCGCUAAAGCCAUCGCUGCACAGGUGGGGAUCAGAAAGGUGUUUGCAGAGGUGCUGCCUUCACACAAGGUGGCAAAAGUGCAAGAUCUGCAGAAGCAAGGCCGGCGAGUGGCCAUGGUGGGCGACGGCGUCAACGACUCGCCAGCCCUCGCUCGGGCCGACGUCGGCAUUGCCAUUGGCACGGGCACCGACGUGGCCAUCGAGGCGGCCGACAUCGUCCUCAUCCGAAAUGACCUGCUGGAUGUGGUGGCCAGCGUUGAGCUGUCAAAGAAGACGGUGCGGAGGAUAAGGACCAACUUUGUCUUCGCCCUAAUCUACAACCUCGUAGGAAUCCCCAUCGCUGCAGGUGUGUUCAUGCCUGUCGGCCUGGUGCUCCAACCCUGGAUGGGCUCUGCUGCGAUGGCUGCCUCCUCGGUUUCAGUGGUUCUGUCCUCUUUAAUGCUGAGAAUGUAUAAGAAAACCUCGGUGGAGCUGUACGAGGCGCGAGCGCUGGGCCAAAUGAGGAGUCUUCGGUCGUCGCAGAUCAGCACACAUCUGGGUCUGUACGGCCAGCGGCGCAGCCCCGCCCCCCCCACCAGAGCUCGGGAGCAGCCGAGUCAAAGCAGUGGCGUCCCACUCAGCCAGGGCCUGUCCUCCAUUAACUCUGUCCCGGAGCAGGGCCGCUACUCGUUCCCGGAUCACCGUACAGGAGUGGACCUUGAUGUGUUGUAAGGAAGAUAAAAGGGAAGAGGGACUUAGACGUCACACAGUUUCUGUUCUCAUGUUUACGAAUUGAGCAAGGCUCUUUGUGCGUACUAUUUCUGUGUAUUUAUGUAAAUAGAUGAGGCAUGUUCCAAAAGAGGCACAUUCACCUUUAGCUUAUGAACACUAACGCACCGUUAUCAGUGGAUCUACUACGGGCUAUAACUUUCUUAGUAAAUAUGUCGAACCAAUUAAGCUGCUGACACUUAAAGUGAAGGUAUUACUGAA